GAUCUUCCGCAAAAAUCCCUGUUGAAAUCGUCAAGGGACCCUCAAGACAACGUACUUUGGUCCAUCGUGCAUUGGAAGAAACUGGUAAAGAAGCUUAAAAAGGUCAGUCCGAGAAAGCCGGUUGGAAGUAUACAAAUAAGGAAAGAGAUCACUGGUUUGAUCCAGAUUGUAUUAACCUUUAAUGGCAUUGAAGAUACGCAGGAUCUAUCAUCAAUCAUAAUAACAUCAUGA
Acaulospora morrowiae is the source of this 231-nucleotide messenger RNA. The record is from the annotation of a GenBank genome assembly. NCBI's taxonomy places the organism in Eukaryota, Fungi, Glomeromycota, Glomeromycetes, Diversisporales, Acaulosporaceae.